This is a messenger RNA of Peronospora belbahrii, 963 nucleotides long. NCBI's taxonomy places the organism in Eukaryota, Oomycota, Peronosporomycetes, Peronosporales, Peronosporaceae. The record is from the annotation of a GenBank genome assembly.
AUGCGAGCAAUAACGUCGCGUCUGUCGCUAAGACGUCUGUUUAAGCAACAAUUCAUUGCGGAUCUACCGGAGCUUAGAAGUAUCUUAGCUGUUCAGAACCUGGUGGCUAAAAUCCCAAAGAAUCCGUCACCACGUCGUCUGAACGAGAAUGACGCGUAUUGUCAAUGGAUAAAGACGUACUGUAGUAUCAAUUCUUUGAAGCAACUGGAUAAGGAUGACUUUGAUGCGUUCAUGAAGGAGAUUGACGUUUAUCUCCAGACACAAGAGGAGGAGGCAUUUCAGGACUGUGGUAUGAUUGGACCAAUGGAGGCGGAGGAGCUCAAUAGUCCCCAGGCAGACGCUUUUGUAGAAGCAGUAAAGAUGAAGCUGGCAAGGCACAUGUGCUCACAUACUGCAGCUAGUUUUGAACUUUUGGAUAAAGAUAAGGAUGGGAAAGUUUACGUUAAAGAGGUAGAGAAGCUGCUGCAAGUUAUAACACAGGGCAACGGAACGGAAUGGCUGAAGAGUCAGUUCCAGCUGUACGAUGCAGACGGCGACAACAUUGUUAACGAGGUCGAGUCAAAGCUUAUUUUAGAGUCAAUUAUUCAGGUGCAGAAGGCGGUCAUGACGGAGAUUUUUGCAACCCAUGUUCAUAAUUUGCCCAAGAAACACGAGAAAUUAUUUGCCAAGAGUCUGGCAGAAGAAGAUUAUAAGUCAAAAGUACCUGAGAAGGUUCGAUGUGUGUUUCAUUUUGCCAACAAGUUGGACGAGGCGCGCAAAACAUACGACGGGGAGCUUUUUGAAGACUCACAGAAAGUGGAAUUUCCAGAACUACACAACAUGCUUGCUGUCUACGCGAAGGGCUUUUACGACGAAAGAUUCAGUUUCUACGAGCGCAAGCAGGAGAGACGAAGCACAUUGUACAAAGGCUUGCUGCUUGCCACUGCCAUAGGUCUGGGUGACUACAUUGCUGCUGUGAUAUAG